CAACUGGGGGAUUUCCUGAGCGGAAGCAGUGGAGGGGGUUUCCAGUGUGAUCAGCCCAGGCCUCCCUGCUGGCUCUCUGAGGUGGACCCGCUGAGUUUUCUCCCUGGAACUGACAGCAGAGAUCCGGAUCGAGGACGGCGCUGCCGAACUGGACCAUGAGGAGUCCGCCUGAAGCCUGGAGGCUCCACGGCAGCGUCAGCGGAACGACGACGGUUUGAAUCCGCAGUGAAUCCGCCGAGGAGGCUGAUCCUCCUCAGGUCAUGUCAUCAGGGAGAAGUGCUAAUGGGAGGGAAGUGCAGAUCCCCCUGCAGCAGGUGGCGCCUUCACUCGUCGCUCCGCUCUCCUCCAGCCUCGCCAUCACGCCACCGUCCCACCGCUCAGCCAAUCCCUGGAUUCCAUGCGAGCAAACUGCUCCUGCAGGCUUCCAGCCUCUCCAUGGGGGAUUCAGGGAUCACUUCGUGGAGAAGCCAGAGGCCAAAUACUGCUGCGAGGCGUGCAGGCGGGUCCUGUGUGAGCCCCGCCAGACUGAGUGUGGACACCGCUUCUGUCAGAGCUGCAUCAGCGACAUCCUCAGUCACCCGAACCCGGUGUGUCCCGCCGACAUGGAGCCUCUGUUCAAAGACAAGAUCUUUAGAGACGUAUGUUGUCAUCGAGAGAUUAUGGCGCUGAAAGUCUACUGUCGGAGUAAAGCUAAUGGCUGCCAGGAGCAAAUGAGUCUGCAGCAGAUUCCUGACCACCUGAAUGUGUGUCCGUUCUUCGAGGUCCCCUGUCCGCUGGGGAAAUGCAAGGAGAGGGUGAUGAGGAAGGAGAUACCUGAGCACCUGGCCUGGAAGUGUAAACACAGAGAGAGCACCUGUGAGUUCUGCGGGACCAAGAUGCCUCUGACGGACCUCCCGAAACACAAAGAGACGGUGUGUCCCUCGUUUCCUGUGUCUUGUCCCAACCACUGCUCCUUCUCUUCCCUGCCCCGAAGUGAGCUCACAAGCCACCAGCAUGACUGUCCCAAAGCCCAGGUCAGCUGCCUGUUCCACCGCUAUGGCUGCACAUUCAAGGGCCUAAAUCAAGACAUGAGGCAGCACGACUCCACCUUCGUAGCUGAGCACCUGAGAAUGAUGGUGAAAGGGAACUGCUUAUUAGAGAACAAGGUGGAGAACGUGAAGGAGGAGCUGAUGGAGCGCUGUAAGGUGCUUCCUGCGCUCAGCAGCCGACUGUCGGAGCUGGAGAACCAGAACGAAGAGCUACGGGAGAAGAACCGGCAGACGGAGCAGAAGCUGGCCAACAUGCAGAAACUGAUGAGCUCCCACUCAGAGAAGCUGCUGGAGUUGGAGCUGGAGCUGCGCUCACUUCGUGUGCUGAGAGAAGAGGUGGAGACCCUACGAGGAACGGUGGAGAACGUCCGGACCAGGCUCACCGCCUUGGAGCAGGGGGGGCGGAGCGGGUCGGGGUCAAGCCACACUCUGGCAUCUUUGGAAACUCAGCUCAGUCGCCAUGACGACAUGCUGAGCGUCCACGAAAUCCGCCUGGCCGACAUGGACUUGAGGUUCCAGGUACUGGAGACGGCCAGCUACAACGGAACCCUAAUAUGGAAGAUCCGGGACUACAAGAGGCGGAAACAGGAAGCGGUGGCGGGGAAGACGCUGUCUCUUUACUCGCAGCCAUUUUAUACCGGAUACUUUGGAUACAAGAUGUGCGCUCGGGUUUACCUGAACGGAGACGGCAUGGGCAAGGGGACGCACCUGUCGCUGUUCUUUGUGGUGAUGAAGGGCGAGUACGACGCCCUGCUGCCCUGGCCCUUCAAACAGAAGGUCACUCUGAUGCUGAUGGACCAGGGUCCUUCCAGGAAACAUCUGGGUGAUGCCUUCAAGCCUGAUCCUCAUAGCAGCAGCUUCAGGCGUCCCACAGCGGAGAUGAACAUCGCCUCAGGCUGCCCUCUGUUUGUGGCUCAGAGCGUCCUGGAGACGGGCAGCUACAUCAAAGACGACACCAUCUUCAUCAAGGUUACCGUGGAUACCUCUGACCUUCCUGACCCCUGAGGUUUGGAGCAUAUCAGGCUGAUAUCACCUCACUGUUGCAGGAGCUGCACAGCCAAGACUGAUGGAAGGAUCGGCGCUGCUGGAGGAGGGAAGCAGCCGAUCAGAGCGCCGCCGCCGUCUGACUGCUAUACGGACUGCAGAGCUGUGUGUGUCUGGUUGUUUGUGAAUUGUUCUGUUAUGACGUCACCAUGGUGACUUUACCCAGAGCCAACAUGGCCGUCACAGAGAAGGCAUUGCUCGUUCCUGACCUGCAGCAAGCCUUGCUUUCAAUUUAACACCAGCUUACUGGGUUAUACUGGGAGAAGGACGACAGUCACAGAACCAGUAGAGACCAGCUGGAUGGGAGGGAGGUCAGAACAUCGCCAUGGACUGAGUGAUGAUGCUGCAGGAGCUGUCCAGCCAGUCUGAGCUCCUCCAGCUAAUUUCACACUAGUUUUAAUAAACUUAUAGCCUAAAAAGUUUUUUCCACUAACCGUUU
Molecule: messenger RNA, 2511 nt
Organism: Cyprinodon variegatus (sheepshead minnow)
Lineage: Eukaryota; Metazoa; Chordata; Actinopteri; Cyprinodontiformes; Cyprinodontidae
Gene: traf3
Product: TNF receptor associated factor 3
Exons: 14
Coding region: 261-2033 (590 amino acids)
Biological process (GO): regulation of defense response to virus; Toll signaling pathway; innate immune response
Cellular component (GO): plasma membrane signaling receptor complex
Molecular function (GO): tumor necrosis factor receptor binding; zinc ion binding
Source: RefSeq, a predicted model, not a curated record